CUCGGUGCUGUACGCAAAACAAAUACUCGCCUAAUUAUUAUAAAAUAUUAAACAAGUAAUUAUAAUUAAUAAUCGCGCGUAUUGCGAUGAAGUUCGGAGUGUUGCUUAUCUCAUUUUUAGGUGUAUUGAAUAUACACAGCAUUACGGCGACUGGUUCACGAAAAACUCGCAAAGUGCACGGUCAAGGCCACAAUCCACAAGGUGGAAUUCAAUCGCCGCCAGGCGACUUUUACGACGUGCAACCUGAGUUUUUGUUGCAAUUCAGUGACAACAAAGGUAACAAUGGAAGGGGUAACGGCAAUGGCAACAAUGGAAGGGGCAAGGGCAAUGGCAACAAUGGAAGGGGCAAUGGCAAUGGCAAGGGCGGCAAUAAGGGCUUGCAAGGCUUUGUCUUAGCCACCGAAUUGGACAACGGUGGUACAGCAUUAGAUUGUGAAAAUCCUAAUGGACCUGGUAAUGGACAUGGCAACGGGCACGCCUAUGGCCAGUGUCGUGGUAGGGGCAAUAAGUUUGGACCGAAACCUCCACCACCGGGACUUUAUAAGCGUUUUGCCACAAUCUAUAGCGAUGUGGAUCGAAAAGUGGAAGGUGAGGCAUACAAUGAAGCGCUCGAGAAUGAUGAAGUCAAUGAUGAUUUCAAUGGACGAUCAAUUGUAGCGCCAGGACAAUAUCCGCAUAUGGCCGCUCUAGGUUUUCGCACCUACUCCAACAGCUACGAAUAUAAAUGCGGUGGCAGCUUAAUUAGUGAAGUGUUCGUUUUAACCGUUGCACACUGUUGCUAUCACAGCGGGCAAGCGCCUGAGGUGGUCAAAGUCGGCGACAUCAAUUUGAAAAACAUUGCCUUAGAUGAAAUCUUUCAAGUGCGUCCCAUUGCCGAAAUACAGUCGCAUCCUUUGUACAACAACUCAUUUAACUAUCACGACAUAGCAUUGAUACGUUUGGCACAGCCAGUUGUUUACACGAAUUUUGUGCGUCCUAUUCGCUUAUGGGUCAGUGAUGAAAUUCCGUACAAUAAACUUCACGCAAUGGGCUACGGCUCGACCAGCUUCGCGCAGGCUCCAACAAAUGUGCUAACCGAAUUGGAGUUGUCCAUUGUGCCGCUGCCUCAAUGUAAUCAAAUUUUACCUGCAGAUUCUGGUACACCCGAGGGGCUAUUGGAGUCACAGAUUUGUGCUAAGGAUUUUGAACAAAAUCGUGAUACGUGUCAGGGCGACUCUGGUGGACCACUACAACUGAAUUUGAUGCGUAAAAAUAGGAAACAUUUCCGUUAUUAUUUGAUUGGCAUGACUUCGUAUGGAACAUUUUGUCGCAGCGCAUAUCCCGGAAUUUAUACGCGUGUCUCCUCAUACAUUGAAUGGAUAACAUCAGUUGUUUGGCCGGAUUACUACAGCAGUUACUUUCCAGCGUAACAGUUUUUGGACAACAGUAACAUUAGCAUUUAACAGGAGAAUGUAUAUUAACAUAUGAAUGUCACUAUGGAAAUAUUUGAUUAUUAAAUCGAUAACAAAUUUUUAAAGACGCCAAAAAUA
Molecule: messenger RNA, 1529 nt
Organism: Anastrepha ludens (Mexican fruit fly)
Lineage: Eukaryota; Metazoa; Arthropoda; Insecta; Diptera; Tephritidae
Product: serine protease snake
Exons: 5
Coding region: 87-1409 (440 amino acids)
Biological process (GO): proteolysis
Molecular function (GO): serine-type endopeptidase activity
Source: RefSeq, a predicted model, not a curated record